ACAACUCAGCAGGCUGGUGUUGUUAUCGUAUUCUGCUUGGGUUUUCACACUACCACUGCACUGACAAUGAACUUCGUCGUUUCUGUUUUGUUGCUGGCAGUGCUGCCCUUCGUUGUUCUCUCGCAGGAUGUACCCCCAUUUACAGAAGAUUGUCGGUUUGAUGUAUACCCACCAAAACUCGAAACCGCUGUACCAAACUACGUGAUCAACCUGGACUUGGAUCCAAAGGACAGAUGGAAUGAAGUCAUGAAGGACAAGGCACAAGAGGACAAAAUUGUUUCCACACUACCAGCUCCAUAUAAUGAAGAAAUUAUUGGUAUAGCAGCACUAGUGGCCCUUCCUUCAGGUGAAGUCGUGUUGUACAAUGUAUUUUAUGAUUUCACACUCUGCACAUCCAUUAUUGCAGAAGAUGAACAAGGAAAAUUAUACCAUGCUAGAAAUCUGGACUUUGGUUUGUUCCUGGGAUGGGACACCGGAAACGACACAUGGUGGAUUACGGAGACGUUACGCCCAAUCACAAUCAAUGUAGACUAUCAGCGGGCUGGUAAGACUGUAUACAAAGCAGUCCACUUUGCAGGAUAUGUAGGUGUACUCACUGGUAUUAAACCGAAUGUAUUCACGGUCACAAUGAAUGAGCGGUUUAAUCUAAAUGGUGGAUUUAUUGGGUUUAUUGAAUGGGUAUUGGGUGAGAGGGAUGCUAAAUGGAUUGGAUUUAUCACCAGGGAUGCACUAGAUAGCAGUAACAGUUUCAGUGAAGCUAAAGACCUAUUGGUAAACAGCAAAGUCUUGGCACCAACGUAUUUCAUUCUGGGUGGCAACCAAUCAGGAGAAGCGGUUGUUAUCACCAGAGAUAGGUUGAAAGCAGAUGACGUCUGGAGUAUGAAUGAAACCGGCCAUUCAUGGUUCAUCUUGGAAACUAACUACGAUCACUGGAAAGCGCCUUUGUUCAUAGAUGAUCGGAGAACACCAGCAACAAAAUGCAUGAAAAAACUAACACAGAAGAAUGUUGGGAUUCCUGGUAUAUUUAAUGUUUUAAGUACAAAGCCGAUGCUGAAUAAGCUUACAGCUUACACAGCAAUUAUGCAAGUCAAUGCUGGAACACUGGAAACUAACCUGCGCUACUGUCCCAGUCCAUGCUGGCCAUUUUAAACAUAAACAACUAAAAGUUUGAACCCAAUUUCAUUCUUA
Saccoglossus kowalevskii is the source of this 1188-nucleotide messenger RNA. Its product is annotated as acid ceramidase-like. Gene Ontology annotation, biological process: fatty acid metabolic process. Gene Ontology annotation, cellular component: lysosome. NCBI's taxonomy places the organism in Eukaryota, Metazoa, Hemichordata, Enteropneusta, Harrimaniidae. Gene Ontology annotation, molecular function: N-acylsphingosine amidohydrolase activity; fatty acid amide hydrolase activity. The record is from RefSeq and is a predicted model, not a curated record.